Molecule: messenger RNA, 531 nt
Organism: Nerophis lumbriciformis (worm pipefish)
Lineage: Eukaryota; Metazoa; Chordata; Actinopteri; Syngnathiformes; Syngnathidae
Source: RefSeq, a predicted model, not a curated record
GCCUUUACCGGUGAAAUAUCCGCAUCGAUGCUAGCCGAUUUUGGCUGCCAAUUGGUUUUACUCGGUCAUUCCGAACGCCGGAGUCUUUUUGGCGAUACAGAUCAAUGGGUUGCGGAAAAAAUAGAGAAAGCGCUGGAUGCUGGGCUGGUGCCUGUACUGUGCGUCGGUGAGUCUCUGGAAGAACGCGAAUCGGGUCAGACCGAGACCGUUGUCGAACGCCAGCUGCAAGCGGUUCUUGACCGAGUUGGUAUGGCUUCUUUCAGCGACAUGAUUGUCGCCUACGAGCCGGUGUGGGCGAUCGGUACAGGCAAGACCGCCAGCCCCGCCCAGGCACAGGCAGUUCAUGCAUUUAUUCGGUCCAAAUUGUCUGCGCUGGAUGCUACAAUCGCCGACCGCGUACAGAUCUUGUAUGGCGGCAGUGUAAAAGGCUCCAACGCGGCAGAAUUGUUCGCUGAGCCGGACAUUGACGGUGGGCUGAUUGGUGGUGCUUCGCUUGCGAGUGAAGAUUUCCUGGCGAUCUGUCAGGCUUGA